AUGCGCGUAACAUCGAUUAGCCUCGUCCUGGCUGCUACCAUUGCCGCUGUGGUUGGCGUCACUCUUCCAUCUCAGGAUCCAUUCUAUACCCAGCCUGCCAACAUCUCUCAAUACGCCCCUGGAGCAGUCAUACGUAUGCGUCAAGUGUCCUCGAAUCUUUCCGGUCUCGUUCCAGGCGGGCAGAGUUUGGCAUCUCUCAAAGCUCUCUAUCAGAUCCUGUACCGCACCACGGACAACCUCAACAAUGCAGUUGCGGCAGUCACUUCUGUGUUGGUGCCUGAGAACGCGGACCCCAAUAAGCUCCUUGCAUACCAGACCGCAUAUGAUACGACAGACCCAGACAGUGUCCCGUCGUAUGCUUUCCAAUCGGGAACAAACGUUACCGAGGUCCCCGACAUCAUUUUCAUCAUCGCCGCCUUGGAUAAGGGUGUAUAUGUCGUGUCGCCUGACUAUGAGGGUCUGAACGGCCACUUUACUGAAGGAAUUAUUGCAGGACAAGCUACUCUGGACAGUGUGCGUGCUGCCUUCAACACUGCAGAUGUGACUGGACUUAGUACAAGCGUGAAGUAUGCUGCUUGGGGCUAUUCGGGAGGCUCCCUUGCAUCAGAAUGGGCUGCCGAGCUCCAACCACAAUACGCUCCUGAACUCGAGUUCCAGGGCUAUGCGCUCGGUGGCCUGAUACCCAAUGUUACCAACGUUCUGCUCACCAUCAACGGAGGACAGUCUUCGGGGCUUGCUUUUUCUGGACUCACAGGUCUCUCAAGAGCAUCGCCUGACUUCAACGCAACCCUUCGUUCAAACCUCGUACCUUCCAAAGCAGCCGAGUUCUUCACCAUUGGCGGCUCAUCCUUGGCCAAUGCUAGCUCGCUUGGUGGUUUCAAAAAUCUCUUUUCCUACUUCACAAGUGGGCGUGCAUUUACGAAAAAUCCCAUAUUCCAGAGCCUCUUAGCCAAAAGUGGCGUUAUGGGUGUUCACGGAAUCCCGCAAGCACCAAUGUUCAUCUACAAAGCUGCGGGCGACGAGGUCAGCCCGGUCGCCGACACCACUAAGCUUGUGAACCAGUUCUGCGCCACCAACGAUGUCACCAUCGAGUACCACAUCGACCUUAUUGGUGAACAUCUUACUGAAGCCAUCACUGGAAGCGCAUCUGCUCUAGCCUGGGUCUUGGACCGCUUGGAUGGAAAGCCUGUGUCCAAACUUGGUCAAUGCACCACCCAUUACGUGCUGCUAAGCAGUGCUUCCCUUGACACUUCAAUUGCACUAGACGAUGUGCUUGUGGCUGCACUGAAGGCCCUUUUGUAG
Messenger RNA from Aureobasidium melanogenum CBS 110374, 1302 nucleotides. RefSeq names its product secretory lipase. Gene Ontology annotation, biological process: lipid catabolic process. Gene Ontology annotation, molecular function: triacylglycerol lipase activity. The transcript has 2 exons. The record is from RefSeq and is a predicted model, not a curated record. The coding region runs from base 1 to 1302 and encodes 433 amino acids. NCBI's taxonomy places the organism in Eukaryota, Fungi, Ascomycota, Dothideomycetes, Dothideales, Saccotheciaceae.